GCAACUUGCGACUGUGACUAUACAGCAACAUCUUCUUCAGCGUCCUCCCUCCAUUCGUAGACUCACGGACACCCGAUCCCACUCGGACCAAAAUUCUAUCCACGCCAUGAGACGCUCUCGUAACGGGCAAUCACCACCAGUCGUCGUUUCCCUCUAGCCGGCUUCCAGAAUAUCCUACCCUUUCACGCAGAGCGCACCUGCAAAUCGUAAUUCACAUAACAUCACACCCAUCCUGUGGCCAGCGCAAUGGAGGCAAAACAGCAGGUCGUGGACAAGGUGCCAGCGCGCAUCCGCCAGAUUCAGUUCGGCAUCUUCUCCAACCAAGACAUAGUCAACCAGGCUGUUCUCGAGGUUUCUGACCGUAACGUAUACGACCUCACCAAUGCCAACGAAGCUGUCCGCACCCACACCGCCCACGGGCCCAUGGAUGCCCAUAUGGGCAUAUCGAGUAAAACUGGCCGUUGCGAGACCUGCGGCGAAGGCCUAGAUACCUGCAAUGGCCAUUUUGGUCACAUCAAGCUGGCUCUGCCCGCAUUUCAUGUUGGAUACCUUAAGCAAAUCAUCGAAGUAUUACACUGCAUCUGCAAGGAAUGUUCGCGUGUCCUGUUGGAUCACGACGAGAGGAGGCGAUCUCUGCGCACCAUGCGCCGCGCUGGCAAGGACAACUUGCUCAGGGUCGGCAUCGCUAGGAAGAUCAUGGAGGAGUGCAGGAAGAAGAAGCGCUGUCCCCACUGCGACGCUGUCAAUGGUACUAUCCGCAAGGUCGCUGGCCAUCCGCUGAAGAUCAUCCACAACAAGUACGAUGCCUUCAACCGCUCCACCGCAAAAACAAAGAAACCGCCGCCCGGUAAAGUAGAGUUCGACCAGUCAUUCGCAGCCACCAAAGCAACCAACCCCGAGGUCGAUAAGCACAUGAAGAAAGCCGUCGACGAUAUGCACCCCCUGCGAGUCCUUUACCUCUUCAAGAAGAUCGCCCCCGAGGACUGCGAGCUCCUUUGUAUGAUUCCAGACGAUGCUCGACCAGAAAUGUUGAUCUGGGAAUACGUUCCAGUGCCUCCGGUCGCAAUUCGUCCUUCAGUCAUGCAGGAGGCAGGCGCGACCGAGGAUGACAUCACAAACAAAAUCGGUGACAUCGUCCAUGUAAGCGGCAUCAUCCGAGCUGGCCUCCAGCGUGGAUUUCCCUUGCAGGUACUCAUGGAGCAAUGGGAUUUCCUACAACUACAGAUCGCCAUGUAUAUCAACAGCGAAGUUCCGGGUCUCAAACAACAGGGUCUUAACACCAAAACGAUGCGCGGAUUUUGUCAAAGGUUGAAAGGAAAGGGCGGUCGAUUCCGACAGAACCUCUCAGGAAAGCGUGUGGAUUUCUCUGGGCGUACAGUCAUUGGUCCCGAUCCCAACCUAAGUAUCGAAGAGGUCGCAGUCCCAGAACGUGUCGCGAAGAACUUGACAUACCCAGAGAAGGCUACCAGAUACAACUUGGAGAAAUUAAAGAAACUCAUUCGAAACGGUGCUUUCCGCUACCCUGGAGCCAAUUUUAUCAUCAAGCCGAAGACGAACACGAAGAUUACUUUACAGGGUCUUUCACGUGCAGCAGAUAGCCAGAAUAAGCUUGACAAGCAGGCCAACUUUCUACAAAUUGGAGACAUUGUUGAGAGACAUAUCGAAGAUGGUGAUGUGGUUCUCUUCAACCGACAACCUUCCUUGCACAAACUUAGUAUUCUGAGUCAUCGAGCAAAGGUCCGACCCUGGAGAACUUUCCGCUUGAACGAGUGCGUGUGCAAUCCGUACAAUGCCGAUUUCGAUGGUGACGAAAUGAACCUCCAUGUUCCCCAAACCGAAGAGGCACGUACCGAGGCAAUUGAGUUGAUGGGUGUGAAGAACAACUUGGCCACACCCAAGAACGGAACACCCCUCAUUGCUGCUAUUCAAGAUUUCAUAACGGCUGCCUAUCAACUAAGCAGCAAGAACAACUUCUUUGACCGCAGGACAUUCUGCCAGAUCGUCAACUACAUGUUUAAUGGAGAUGGAGCUUACGAUCCGGACACUGGCAAAACCCUCCCUGUUGAGAUUCCACCCCCUACCAUCUGGAAACCUCAAGCACUUUGGACGGGCAAGCAAGUAUUCAAUCUGUUGAUGCGACCAAAUAAGCAAUCAAAGGUUUUGGUCAACCUCGAGGCGGCGGCAAAACAGUUCAAGCCCACUCCAGGCCAGGCCCACGAUCUCAGUAUGGACGAUGCCUAUCUCGUCAUCCGAAAUUCGGAAGUGAUGUGCGGUGUCAUGGACAAGGCUACCGUGGGCGAUGGUAAAAAAGACUCGGUCUUCUACGUUCUGAUGAGAGAUUUUGGGCCCGACUACGCAGUCCAGGGCAUGAAUCGACUAGCGAAGCUCUCUGCUCGAUGGUUGACCAAUAACGGCUUUUCCAUUGGUAUCUCCGAUGUCACUCCUGGACAGAUGCUUGAACGUAAGAAGGAGGCACUAAUCCAGGAGGCGUACGCGAAAUGUGACCAGCUCAUUGAAGACUUCGAGAACGGCAGACUGCAACGCGAUCCCGGUUGCGACGAAGAGAAGACAAUGGAGAAUCGAAUCGGUGGUAUUCUCUCGGGUGUGCGACAAGCCGCUGGAGAUAUUUGUUUCGAUGAGCUCAGUAGAUGGAAUGCUCCAUUGCUCAUGGCUAAGUGCGGUUCUAAAGGUUCCAACAUCAACGUGUCCCAGAUGGUUGCCUCCGUGGGGCAACAAAUGAUUGGCGGAGCUCGAGUUGCAGAUGGAUUCCAUCAUAGAACACUUCCGCACUUCCCCAAAUCUUCUCGUCAGCCCGCGUCCAAGGGGUUUGUGAAGAAUAGUUUCUUUUCUGGACUCUUGCCUUACGAAUUCAUCUUCCACGCCAUGAGUGGUCGUGAAGGUUUGGUUGAUACUGCUGUCAAGACCGCCGAGACUGGCUACAUGAGUAGACGAUUGAUGAAGUCCCUCGAAGAUCUGUCUGCACAGUACGAUGACACGGUUCGGAACUCGUCUGGUACCAUUGUACAAUUCCUAUAUGGAGAUGACAACUUGGAUCCUGUGGACAUGGAGGGCAAGGCAAAGCCUGUCAAUUUUGACCGUACGUUCUCCCAUGCCGUCACGUCGACUUGGAACAAUGAAGAACCCAGCUUGGCGCCUGAGGAGAUCAAAUCUCAUACACUUGCAAAACUGAAUGCCGAGCGUAACAAGUAUCAUCGUUACAAACUUGAUGGUGUUACCAGGCUUCCCUACAACGACAAGAGCGACGACAGCAUCGACCAGAAAGAGUCCAUCCGUGAUUUCCUAGAUACGGUCCAAGACUACAUCAACAAAAAGGCCAAUACGCUACAGACAACUCUUGACCACCUUGGUAUCAUGCAACCCAAGCGUGGUGGCCCCGAAGAUGCCGAUAAAUUCACCCUUGCAGAUGGCAUUGCCAAGAUUUCACAGUCUGCCUUGGACACAUUCAUCACGCUUUGCCUGACGAAGUAUGAUCGUUCUAGGGUGCAACCUGGCCACGCCGUUGGCGCUAUUGGUGCCCAGUCCAUUGGUGAACCUGGUACACAGAUGACGCUGAAGACUUUCCAUUUUGCUGGUGUUGCUGGUAUGUCUAUCACUCAAGGUGUCCCGCGUAUCAAGGAAAUCAUCAACGCGUCUUCCAACAUUUCGACUCCUGUCAUUGCUUGCGAGCUGUCAAACAAGAUCGAUGAUAAAGCUGCUCGGGUUGUGAAGGCCCGUGUGGAGAAGACUUUCCUUCGCGAUAUCGUAAAGUACGUCGAAGACGUGUGGCAUCCAAGUGGUGCUUACGUUGCGCUUCAAGUAGACUGGGAUGUCGUCAACAGCCUCUUUGUCGAGGUGAGCAUGCAAGAGAUUGCAAAUGCGAUCCAGACGUACAAGCCUCUCAAAUGGGGCAAAGGAGGCACAGGCAUUCGAUUCUCCAACAGCAUCCUUCGUGUAGAGGUUGCGGACCCAAGUGCAUCCACCAAACGAUCAACCGCCAAGACAACCCGCAAUCAGAAGGAAUACUUUGAGCGCGUGCAACAAGUCAAGAACCUGAUUCUGGAGGUCGUCAUCAAGGGCUAUGCCGAUUGUCAACGUGCCAUCAUCAAGAAGAAUACGACGCCUAAUGACCAAGGCCAUUACGAGUGCCAAUUGCUUGUGGAAGGUUACGGCCUCAAGGACUGUUUGACCACGCCCGGUAUCGAGCCGUACAAGACAAGGUCCAACCACGUCAUGGAAGUCAAGAAAGUGCUCGGUAUCGAAGCCGCACGCUCCACCAUCAUCGCCGAAAUCGGAUCCGUCAUGGGUUCUAUGGACAUCGAUCCGCGUCACAUGCAGCUUCUCGCCGACGUCAUGACGUUCAAGGGCGAAGUGUUCGGUAUCACGCGUUUCGGUCUGCAGAAGACGAGAGACUCAGUCUUGCAACUCGCUUCUUUCGAGAAGACGCCCGACCAUCUCUUCGAGGCCGCCUCAAAGGGCAAGGUCGACCACAUCGACGGCGUGUCGGAGUGUAUCAUCAUGGGCCAGAGCGUCAAGCUUGGCACGGGAGCAAUGCAAGUCGUUCGCAGACUCAAUCUCGACGACGAGGAUUUGGCUCCGAAGAGAACGAUGUUCGAAGACGGUUGGGAUGCUUUGUGAAUGGUGUAGACCUUUUCUGGAGGUUUUUGUUUUUGUGCAUAUCAUAGGCGUUGCAUUUUCGGAAGUUGAAGGUGGUUCAUGACGGAUGAUGUGGAUGGGGAGAGAUAUACCUUAGCAUUGUUUGGGAGUCCUAAAAUCAUCAUAACAAACACCUCG
Messenger RNA from Aaosphaeria arxii CBS 175.79, 4791 nucleotides. Its product is annotated as beta and beta-prime subunits of DNA dependent RNA-polymerase. The transcript is spliced from 2 exons. Gene Ontology annotation, molecular function: DNA-directed RNA polymerase activity; DNA binding. The record is from RefSeq and is a predicted model, not a curated record. NCBI's taxonomy places the organism in Eukaryota, Fungi, Ascomycota, Dothideomycetes, Pleosporales. The coding region runs from base 247 to 4635 and encodes 1462 amino acids. Gene Ontology annotation, biological process: DNA-templated transcription.